This is a messenger RNA of Aureobasidium melanogenum CBS 110374, 1083 nucleotides long. RefSeq names its product NADH:flavin oxidoreductase/NADH oxidase. NCBI's taxonomy places the organism in Eukaryota, Fungi, Ascomycota, Dothideomycetes, Dothideales, Saccotheciaceae. The transcript has a single exon. Bases 1 to 1083 code for a protein of 360 amino acids. The record is from RefSeq and is a predicted model, not a curated record. Gene Ontology annotation, molecular function: oxidoreductase activity; FMN binding.
AUGGCUGUCUGCGAUCUCUUCAAACCUCUCGCUUUCAAACGAGGCCCGUCGCUCAAGAACCGGAUGAUCCUGGCUCCCUUGACCAACUGGCAAAGUAACGUUGACGGCACAGUCUCUAAAGAGGAUGAACAUUGGCUACAACAAUGCGUCAAAGGCGGCUUCUCGAUGAUCAUGACUGCCGCAGCCAAUGUUCAUGCGGAUGGCAAGACGUUCCCAGGACAAUUGGGCAUUUAUCACGACAGACAUCUGGAAGGCUUGAAACGGGUGGCCGACAUGAUCAGAGAAAAUGGGGCUACGUCGUCUGUCCAGCUUCACCAUGGUGGCGCGCGAGCUCAGAAGUCACUUGGAUCUGAUCCCGUUGGUCCAUCCGCUGUUCCGGAGAUGGGAGUUCGCGCACUCUCUCUCGAAGACGUUGAAACACUUCGAGAUGACUAUGUCAGGGCAGCCAAGCGCGCCGAGAUGGCUGGAUUCGAUGGCGUCGAAGUUCACGCCGCGUUCGGCUGGGUGUUGAGCCAAUUCCUGUCACCCACGUACAACUAUCGCACCGACCGCUACGGAGGCUCUCUGGAAAACCGCGCCAGAUUGUUGUUCGAAGUCAUUGAUCGCAUUAGAGCCACAUGCCGUCCCGAUUUUCAGAUUGGACUCCGUCUCUCGAUGGAGCGCCACGGCCUACACUUGAAAGACAUUCGGGACGUUGCAGCAAGGGCAAUGAAGGAAGAGCAAAUCGACUACUUGGACCUUGCUCCUUGGGACUUUCGAAAGCUUGCGCAAGAUGACCCGUAUCAAGGACAGACACUGCUGAGUGUUUUUACUGACCUGCCUCGAUCGUCUGUGCGCUUGGGUGUGUCCGGCAAGAUCCUUGGGGCGCAAGAUGCGGCCGACGCACUUGCAGCAGGCUGCGAUUUUGUCAUGAUAGGCAAAGCCGCUAUUCUCCAAUCUGAUUUUCCACAACGAGUGGAGAUGGAUCACCAGUAUCACGCGCCAGCAUUGCCCGUUACGAGAGACUACCUGAAAGAGCAGGGUCUGAGCGCAAACUUCAUCGCAUACAUGGAGACGUGGGACGGGUUUGUUCAGAUUACGUGA